This is a messenger RNA of Coprinopsis cinerea okayama7#130, 507 nucleotides long. RefSeq lists its product as hypothetical. NCBI's taxonomy places the organism in Eukaryota, Fungi, Basidiomycota, Agaricomycetes, Agaricales, Psathyrellaceae. The transcript has 2 exons. The record is from RefSeq and is a predicted model, not a curated record. The coding region runs from base 1 to 507 and encodes 168 amino acids.
AUGUUCUCACGAUUUCUUUCUUCUGUGCACCUCGCCGUCCUCGUCGUUGUGCUCAGCGUCGUCGGUCGUGUCGCAGGGCUUCCCCAGCCGGUGGAGGGCGCACCUCAAGCGCCCACUGCUGAUGAGCUUAUACGCGCUGCCGAGACUGGCGAGCUCGUGAUCGUGCCCGGCGAGGGCCUGCCCUCACUCGAGUCCCUCGGGCUUACCUCGCGCGACAUCGUCGUGCGCACACUCGAGCGCCUCGACGCUCUCAAACAAGCCGAAGAAGCCAACCGAGAUGCGAACUCGACCUCACUCACGAGGCGGUACACUCCUACAUGCAACUGGAGCACGACCAUGGCAUUCUACAAAUCUUGGUUCUGCUAUGACUACCUGCACUCCAUCGGAAGCACGACGUGCGCCGUUCCGUCCGGUGGAUCGCGGUUCUGCCAUUCGGUCUCGGGGUCAGACGACGUUGCGUGGUGGGGGAAUGUGAAUGGGGUAUCUUACACCCAGUCGAGUUGGUGA